Molecule: messenger RNA, 3506 nt
Organism: Fragaria vesca subsp. vesca
Lineage: Eukaryota; Viridiplantae; Streptophyta; Magnoliopsida; Rosales; Rosaceae
Product: mutS2 protein-like
Exons: 5
Coding region: 1-2757 (918 amino acids)
Biological process (GO): negative regulation of DNA recombination; mismatch repair
Molecular function (GO): mismatched DNA binding; endonuclease activity; ATP-dependent DNA damage sensor activity
Source: RefSeq, a predicted model, not a curated record
AUGCAAAGAGCAAUGCUCACCUCCCUCACUCCAUUCAACCUAACCUUCUCCAAACCCACCGCCAUCGCCGCCGCCGCCGCCGUCGCUCACUUCUCUCUCCCCGGCUCGCCUGACUCAAACCCCAACCAUCGCACCCUCGCCCACUCCCUCCAAUCCGAAACCCUCGAAAUCCUCGAAUGGGCCUCCGUCUGCGACCGCCUCUCCGCUCUCGCCUCCACCUCCAUGGGCUUCUCCGCCGCUCAGAACGCCCGAAUUCCCCUCGGAAAAUCCAAGUCCGAGAGCCUGAAGCUUCUAGAUCAAACCGCCGCCGCGAUCUCCGCCAUCGCAGAGAUCGGUUCUCCGCCGUCGGAUUUCCACUCCGUCGAGGACGUCUCGGAGAUCGUAAACGCCGCCGUUUCGGGAAAAUUGCUCACCGUCAACGAGCUCUGCGCUGUGCGCAGAACACUCAUAGCCGCAAAGGCCUUGUUCGAGAAGCUGAAGGCCUUAGCUUCGGGAGCAGAUUCUGAUAGGUACUUGCCAUUGCUUGAAGUACUUGAGGAUUGUGAUUUUCUAGUGAAGCUGGAGAGGACUAUAGGGCUGUGCAUAGACUGCAAUCUUUUGGAGAUUCUCGACACGGCUAGUGAGGACUUGGAGAUCAUUAGGUUUGAGAAGAAGAGGAACAUGGAGAAAUUGGAUGCUUUGUUGAAGGAAACGUCGUCUAAGAUAUUUAAGGCCGGUGGGAUUGAUAGUCCUUUGGUGACGAAGCGCAGGGCGAGGAUGUGUGUGGGUGUUAGAGCUAGGUACAAGUAUUUGGUUCCCGAUGGUGUGGUGUUGGAAGCUAGUAGUUCUGGUGUGACGUACUUCAUGGAGCCGAGUGAGGCGGUGGAGUUGAACAACAUGGAAGUGAGGCUUUCGAAUGCUGAGAAGGCUGAGGAGAUAGGCAUUUUGAGCUUCCUUACGUCGGAAGUUGCAAAAUCUGAAGCGGAGAUAGUGUAUUUGUUGGAUAAGAUUGUAGAGGCUGAUCUUGCUUUUGCGAGAGCUGCUUAUGCUCGGUGGAUGAAUGGGGUACGCCCAAUUUUCAGUUCCAUGGAUGACAACGGUUUAGAUAAUGGUGCCACUGAACUUGGGAUGUCGGUAGAUGUUGAAGGAAUACAGCAUCCUUUGCUCCUUGAGUCAUCUCUUAGAAGUUUGUCUGAUGCCGUUGCAUCCAGUUCUAGAAGCUCACUUUCCUCCAAAGACCGAAAUGAUGUAAAAAUGGUCUAUCGAAGUUUAUCUAGUGGUGUAUCUGAUUUUCCAGUGCCGAUAGAUAUCAAAAUUGGAUAUGGAACCAGAGUGGUUGUAAUCUCAGGGCCUAAUACUGGCGGGAAAACAGCUUCCAUGAAAACUUUGGGCCUGGCAUCUCUUAUGUCAAAAGCUGGAAUGUAUUUGCCUGCUAAAAGCCAGCCAAGACUUCCAUGGUUUGAUCUUGUUCUAGCUGAUAUUGGAGAUCAACAGUCUCUUGAGCAAAGCCUCUCAACAUUUAGUGGACACAUAUCAAGGAUCCGUAAUAUUUUGGAAGUCGCCUCAAAAGAAUCACUUGUCCUCAUUGAUGAAAUUGGUAGUGGAACUGAUCCUUCAGAAGGCGUGGCUCUUUCUACCAGCAUCUUGCAGUAUCUCAAAGAUCGUGUUAACUUAGCUGUUGUUACUACUCAUUAUGCGGACUUAAGUCUACUAAAAGAAAAGGAUCACCAGUUUGAAAAUGCAGCCAUGGAGUUUUCUUCAGAAACCUUAUUACCAACUUAUCGGGUCCUAUGGGGAAGUAUUGGUGAUUCAAAUGCAUUGAGUAUUGCUAAAUCAAUUGGUUUUAACCAACAAGUAAUUGAGCGUGCACAAGAUUGGGUGGAAAGGUUAAGGCCAGAAAAGCAGCAAGAGCGUAAAGGUAUGCUUUAUCGGUCAUUAAUAGAGGAAAGAAACAGACUGGAAGCUCAAGCUAAGAUGGCAGCGACUCUUCAUUCAGAAACCAGGGAUAUUUAUCGUGAGAUCCAAGAUGAGGCAGAAGAUCUUGACAUGCGCAAGAGAGCUCUUAUGGAAAAGGAAACCCUACAGGUUCGGAAAGAAGUGAAGAUUGUCAAAUCUCAAUUGGAAGCUGUGCUUCAGGAGUUCGAUAAUCGACUCAAAACUGCCAGUGCUGAUCAAUUGAAUUUGCUGAUUAAGAAAUCAGAAGCCGCAGUUGCAUCUAUUAUUGAGGCUCACAGUCCUGAAGAUGGCUUCUUGGUUAAUGAGACAUCUGAGACCUCAUACACACCUCGAUCUGGGGAACAAGUCUAUUUGAAGGGACUCAGAGAUAAGAUAGCUACUGUUGUUGAAGCACCUGGAGAUGACGGGACAGUGCUCGUACAAUAUGGUAAAAUUAAGGUUAGGUUGAAGAAUAAUGAGAUCAGAGCUAUUCCUAGUAGUGAAAAGAAUGCCACGACUAGUUCUGUCCCACGUUUGAAGCAGCAGGUUUGGCAGAGCCGUACUGUGGAAAGCAAAGAUGGGGAGGUUUCUUAUAGUCCAGCGAUACAAACAUCAAAGAACACAGUGGAUCUCCGUGGCAUGAGGGCAGAGGAAGCUUCUUACAAUCUGGACAUGGCCAUCGCGUCUAGAGAGUCUCAGUCAGUUCUUUUUGUUGUACAUGGGAUGGGCACAGGGGUUAUCAAAGAGCGAGCACUUGAAAUUUUAAGGAAACAUCCACGAGUAGCCAAGUUUGAAGCAGAAAGUCCAAUGAAUUAUGGUUGUACUGUUGCUUACAUCAAGUGAAAUGGCAGUCUACUGGUUAGCGAUCCUUGUUUAUACUCAUACACAACACAGCCAACGAGUUUAUUGAAAAAUGGAACAAGUUUACCAGUAUAUGAUAUCCAUUAUGUGAGUUAUAUUGCUUCCAUGCUUUCUUAUUCAGCUAGUUAUAUGUCGCAUCGUACUGUAGAUCACACCAGGCUUUAUUAACAUAGAUAUUCUAGUCUGAUCAUGGUGACGGUUUUGGGACCACGCUUUCUUGUUUUAGGGGAUCAACUGGUUCUGGUUCUGCAGCAACAUUGAGUGGUGGUGAUGGAGGGUCCGUAUCUGCCGGAGGUCUGAUCCCAGUAGUAUCACGGGUAUCCAUUGGUUCUGAAGCAGCCAGGGUAUUCAUGCUGUGUUUAUCCUCCUCUUCAUGGUUCAUAUUUUGUUUUUGACCAUUGCUUCCCGCCAUUUUGGGAUCAUUUGAGUUUUCAAAGUACAAACGAACUCCUCUGCAGUUAUUACCAUGGCAUUUAAUUGGUUUGCAGUAUAAACCGCCAGAAGUUCCGAUACCAAUUUCACCGCCGAUCACACCACCAAUUUCAAAGCCAGGAAUGGUGAAACCUGGGACAACAGUGCUUGGGCUGCCGCCUUGGCCCCGGUUAUCACCGCCACUUUGGUCCCCACAAUCACUGCCACUGCUUUGGUCCCCACUAUCGCAGCCGCUUUGGUCACCGCAAUCAUCACCAACUCGGUGGCAGUCUCGCCAAUUGCCGCCAACGCCACUUUGG